GUCAAUAUUAAAUUUAUUCGCGAAGUAGCCCUAGCCGAAGUAGAAUAACAUGGGUAACAGGACUAACAGGCUACUACAGGCUUCGUUUUGUUAAAAACGUUUUAAAUUACUUCUAAAGAGUGAAAUCUACACUGUAUUAUUUAAUUGUGGUUUUUAGAAAGGAUACUUUUUGUGAUCUAGGCAAUCCAACACAUUACAAUGAGAUUAUUUCUUAGCCUGUUGUGUCUAACAGUAAUACUCCACUGUUCCUAUGCUCCUCCGGUCACUCCCGAUAAGUCUGAUGAAAAAGAUAGCGAGAUUAAAGAUGAUCUGGAAGAGUACAUGGAAUACCACCGCUACUUGAAAGAAGUUGUGCAAGCCCUGGAGAGUGACCCUGACUUCAGGGAGCGCUUGGAAAAGGCAGAUCAGGAGGAUGUGCGGUCGGGUAAGAUAGCAGAGCAGCUGGACUUCGUGAACCACAACGUGAGGACCAAGCUGGACGAGAUCAAGCGGCGCGAGCUGGAGAGACUACGCCAUUUGGCUACGAAGCAAUACGAGUUGACAAAUCACCUGGACACGGACAUGGGAAAAGUACCUACUAACGAGCACUUGGACCACAACAACCCUCACACCUUCGAGAUCGAGGAUCUGAAGAAACUCAUCAAGAAGACCACUGCUGACUUGGAAGCAGCGGACAAGGAGAGAAAGAAACAGUUCAAGGAAUACGAAAUGGAGAAGGAAUUCGAGAAGCACCAAAAACUGGAAUCAUUGGAUGAGACUCAAAAGAAAGAGUACUUAGAAAAGGAGAAACAGGAGGAGGAUGCAAAGAAACACCAUAAGCCGCUGCGACACCCUGCGACCAGGCAACAGUUGUUAGACUUGUGGAAAACCGCCGAUAAUAUGGACCCGAAAGACUUCAACCCAAAAGUGUUUUUCAUGAUGCACGACGUGGACGGCAACGGCGUAUGGGACGCGGACGAGGUGAAGGCGCUGUUCAUCAAGGAGCUGGACAAGAUGUACGGGCCGGGCGGGCCCAACAAGGACCUGCGCGAGCGCGCGGAGGAGAUGGAGCGCAUGCGCGAGCACGUGUUCCACGAGAACGACCGCAACCGCGACGGCCUCAUCGACUUCCACGAGUUCAUGCUCGAGACGCAGCGCGCAGAGUUCAACCGGGACGAGGGCUGGAAACCGAUCGAAGAAAACCAAAUUUACACGCAGCAGGAAUAUGAGGAGUUUGAGAGGAGACGGCUAGAUGAACUGAAAUACCUGCAACAGCGAGGCUUGAUUGACGCCCACGGUCGGCCGGUGCCGGGAGCCCACCACCAGCUCCAGCAGUACCAGCAGCAGCAGUACGCGGCGCAGCAGCAGGCCUACCACCAGGCGCAGCAGCAGGGCUACCACCACCCGGCCCAGCCUCAUUACCAGCAGCAAUACCAGGGACAACCUCCCCAGGGCCAGUUCCAAGGGCAACCGCAGGGUUACCAGGGAUACCAGGGCCAGCAACCGCAGGGAGGAUACCAAGCGCCGCAGGGACAGUACCCAGCUCAGCAACCUCCGCAAGGGCAGUAUCCAGCCCAGCAACCUCCGCAAGGGCAGUAUCCAGCCCAGCAACCUCCGCAAGGGCAGUACCCAGCCCAGCAACCUCCGCAAGGACAGUACCAAGCUCAACCACCUCAACAACAGUUCCAAGCUCAACCGCCACAGGCGCAGCAGCCCAGCCUUCCACAGAACCAGGGCCAGCCCCAACAGUAUCAAGCUAAGCCGGAACAAGCCCAGUUCCAGCAGCCUCAAGGUCAAGCGCCGCCGCAGCAAUACCAGAAUGUGAACCAGCAGCCGCCGGCGCCAGCGCAGGGUCACCCACCGGCCCAGGCACAAGCACCCGCUCCGGGCCACCCGCCGGCCCAGGGCCAAGCGCCGGCACACGCAGACACCCCUAAAUAAGUAAUCUCCAAUCGAAUGUAAAACUACUUUUUGAUAUAGUUCGCUUCAGGUUUUAUAUUGGUGGCUUAGACAAAGGAACAGAAAUGCAAAUGUUACAGUUUGAUAGUUCUUCACCAACCCAUAAGUUUUAUUUUAACUAUAAAACUCCCGUGAGACUCAUACAUAUUUAAAAAUAUUUUAAGCGGGUUACUCACGUAUUAAGUCGAUAUAGCGUUCGACAUGUUUCGGUUCAAUUUCGAGAACCUUUCUCAAGAGUAGCGACCCCGCCUUUACAUGUCGAGAGCGCGACGCAUACACCUAUACCGAUGCUAUAUCGACUUAAUACGUGAGUAACCCGCUUAAAAUAUUUUUAAAUACAUACGUUUUAUUGUUUAUAAAAAUCAAAUUUACAGGUAGUAGCGCCCUAAAAUAAUAGCAAAAUCUCAGUUACAUCUAAAAACAACUUUUAAGAUAUCACACCAGUCAUUUGUAAAUUUAAUUAUAUAAUUAUUGAAAUAUCUAUAAGAUCUUAAAAUAUCGAUAUGUGGCGAGCAAUAAAACGAUUUACAAUUGACUUAGUGCGUUGUGGUAUGUUGCUGUGCAACACAAUUAAUUUAGCUGUGCGAACCAUGACUUGUGUCUCUUAUUAUUCUUCUGUCUGUAUAGUAUGUACAAAGAUGUGUUUGCCUGUAAUUUGUGGUUUUCCCUUUACAUACAAACGCCUUUUAGCUGAAAAUGGAAAUCGCCGAAGGACACAACGUAAAUCGAAGUCUCUACCUGUAUCUUGGAAUGAAAUUCGCUACCUUUUUGGAACUGUUUUGUCCCAAUAUUUGUUUUAAUUCACGUGUUGUGCCGAAUUAGUGUCAGUUUCAAAUUACAUUACAUAUUUGUAAUAGUUUAUGAUAGACGCUUUGAAUUAUAAAUUGUUAUGGCA
Molecule: messenger RNA, 2833 nt
Organism: Leguminivora glycinivorella
Lineage: Eukaryota; Metazoa; Arthropoda; Insecta; Lepidoptera; Tortricidae
Gene: NUCB1
Product: nucleobindin-2-like
Cellular component (GO): endoplasmic reticulum-Golgi intermediate compartment; extracellular exosome
Molecular function (GO): calcium ion binding
Source: RefSeq, a predicted model, not a curated record